Triticum turgidum subsp. durum (durum wheat) is the source of this 1074-nucleotide messenger RNA. NCBI's taxonomy places the organism in Eukaryota, Viridiplantae, Streptophyta, Magnoliopsida, Poales, Poaceae. The record is from the annotation of a GenBank genome assembly.
AUGAGGCCCGCGGCGGCCGCGGCCGCGUCCGUGCUGCAGGCGCCGCGGCGAGCGCUCGGAGGGAUGUCGUUCGUCGCCGCCCGCUGCGCGUCCUCCUCCUCCUCCUCGGUCGCCGCCGCCGCCGCCGCCACUUCGUACGAUCAUGUGUCCUUUGUCAAGGAAAUCGCCGUGACCGACCCCCCGGAGCAUCUGAACUCUUUACUGAACGUGCUUCAUGCACGAGGUGAGAAGAUAGUUUCUCCUGGAGCUAAGAGAGGGCUCAUUCCACUUGUUGUUCCCCUGUCGGAAAGCCCACAAGGUAACUUGACAUCCCUGCUGAGAUGGCCGACUGCUCCAAGUGGGAUGGAAAUGCCUGUAGUGGAAGUGCGUAACCAUGGGCUAUGGCUUUUGGCUAAAAACGUCAAUCAAUAUAUUCAUAGAAUACUUGUUGAGGCUGAUAGCAGAGCUAAGAGUGGUGAUGAUUUAUGGUCUGCUGUUCGAGAAGAUUUAUGGUCUGCUGUAGGGGAAGCUGGUCCAAACAUUUACAAAAGAGGUGAUCUCAAAGAAUCACAGAUGGCAGAUCUUGAUGUCUAUUUGUUGAAGAAGGUUGGACUCUUUCCAGACAUUCUAGAAAGGAAAGCAUCACGCCACCUGGAAAAAGGAGAUAAUGUCUCCGCUCUUAUUACCUCAGAAUUCUAUACUAGAGAUCAGUUUCCUGGAUUUGGAAGACCCUUUGUGUUCAACUCAGAAGUUCAAAAAAGAAUUGGGCGUACAUCUGAAGCCAAAGAAUCAGCUCGAGUGGCUUUGAAGUCACCAUGGUGGACACUAGGCUGUAGAUACGAAGAGGCAGCUGAACUAGCUGGGUGGGAGGAUGAGCAGAUCGAGUUCAUAAGAGAGAAGGUAUCCGAAGAGGGCAAACAAGACGAUCUGAAGAAAGGAAAAGCUCCAGAGCAGGUGGUCCUUGACGAGGCGGCGUUUCUGAUGUAUCUGGCCACGGUUGACGGCAACUGGGACGAAGUCGUGGAUCGGAUCGCCGACUGCUACAGAGAGGCUGGGAUCCAUGACAUUGCGAAGUUCAUCGCUUAUAGGGAAUAG